This is a messenger RNA of Ilex paraguariensis (yerba mate), 1923 nucleotides long. NCBI's taxonomy places the organism in Eukaryota, Viridiplantae, Streptophyta, Magnoliopsida, Aquifoliales, Aquifoliaceae. The record is from the annotation of a GenBank genome assembly.
AUGGAGUUCGGAGCUUGCUUUAGUGUUUCGAAUGUCAACCAGGCGACGUCGUACUUGAAUCCAAUAAACAUCAGACAUGUACAACGAUCGAGAGACCCUCCCAAUGAUUCGUUUUCUACUUCCACAGCACUUCUUCGCAGAGAUUGCGGUUGCAAAGCCACUGUGAAAGCGACCAACAGCGGUAUCGAAGCCGUCGAAAAGGUAAAGCAAAUGUCUGCUGCAUAUCAUCAUAAUUUGGAGCUCUCAAGUUUAACAGCUCUGUGUCCUUUGGAUGGUCGUUAUUGGGGUAAAGUCAAGGAACUGGCUCCUUUUAUGAGCGAAUACGGCCUUAUUCACUUUCGAGUUAUAGUUGAGAUCAAGUGGUUGCUAAAGCUUUCGCAAAUUCCUGAAGUGACUGAGGUUCCAAGCUUCAGUAAAGAAGCUCAGUCUUAUUUGCAAGGCUUAAUUGAUGGAUUUAGCAUGAGUGAUGCUUUGGAAGUUAAGAAAAUUGAAGCAGUGACCAACCAUGAUGUGAAAGCAGUGGAAUACUUCUUGAAACAGAGAUGUCAAUUACAUCCAGAUAUAACUAAGGUGCUUGAGUUUUUCCAUUUUGCCUGCACAUCGGAAGACAUCAACAAUCUUGCCCAUGGUUUAAUGCUGAAAGAAGCACUGAGCACAGUCAUACUUCCAGUCAUGGAUGAAUUGAUCACAGCAAUAUGUAAAAUAGCUACAGCAAACGCCCACAUGCCAAUGCUUUCUCGCACUCAUGGACAGCCAGCUUCUCCAACAACUUUGGGGAAGGAAAUGGCAAUUUUUGCUUACAGGUUAAGCAGAGAAAGAAGAGAAAUCUUACAAACUGAAAUAUUGGGGAAGUUUGCUGGUGCUGUUGGAAAUUACAAUGCACAUGUUGUUGCAUAUCCUGAUGUUAACUGGCCAAAAGUUGCGGAGGAGUUUGUGACAUCUCUUGGAAUAAGUUUCAAUCCCUAUGUUCCCCAGAUCGAGCCUCAUGACUAUAUGGCCAAACUUUUCCACUCCAUCAUCCAAUUCAACAACAUAUUAAUUGAUUUUGACAGAGACGUAUGGGGAUAUAUUUCUUUGGGUUACUUCAAGCAGAUAACUAAAGAUGGUGAGAUUGGGUCUUCGACAAUGCCUCACAAAGUGAAUCCUAUUGAUUUCGAGAAUAGUGAAGGCAAUCUUGGUAUGGCUAAUGGAGGUCUAUCCCAUUUAAGCCUGAAAUUACCUAUUUCACGUUGGCAGCGCGACCUGACUGAUUCAACAGUAUUGAGAAACAUGGGUGUAGGAUUAGGGCAUUCACUUCUUGCUUACAAAAGUUCAUUACAAGGAAUUGUAAAGCUUCAGGUCAAUGAAUCUUCCUUGACAGAAGACUUGAACCACUCGUGGGAGGUGCUUGCUGAACCGAUACAAACUGUGAUGCGAAGAUAUGGUGUUCCAGAGCCUUAUGAGAAACUAAAGGAGCUAACCAGAGGCAGAGCAGUUACCAAAGAAAGCAUAAGAGAGUUCAUCAAAGGUUUGGAACUACCUACAGAAGCCAAGACAAAUCUCUUGAAGUUAACACCCCAUACUUACGUUGGGGCAGCGAUUGAGUUGGCUAAAAAUGUGGAUAUGGCCAUAAAUUUGGUUAAUGGAGCUAAGGCCUUUUGCUAAGGGAGAUAAAAUGUUGAUAAAAAAGCAUAGCUUUGAUCUGCUACAGCUGCAUUCAAAGAUUUAACUGGCGUGCUGCAUUGUGAAAUUGACAAGCGAUGUUGCUUUUAUUUUGGAAGGAGAAGGAAGCAAACCCUUUUGCUUGGUAAUAGAUCGUUGAGUGUAAUUUAAGCUGACUAUGCCUAUUGUUGAAGAACUGAGGUUGAAGUUUUGUAAGCAAUUCUUCUCUUCUCAAUACCCAACUAUAAGUUUAUCUCGUGGUUUUAUAAUUAUCAGUUGUCC